Molecule: messenger RNA, 2502 nt
Organism: Abrus precatorius (Indian licorice)
Lineage: Eukaryota; Viridiplantae; Streptophyta; Magnoliopsida; Fabales; Fabaceae
Product: pentatricopeptide repeat-containing protein At2g01390
Exons: 2
Coding region: 2-1786 (594 amino acids)
Molecular function (GO): protein binding
Source: RefSeq, a predicted model, not a curated record
GAUGUGCAGAAGCAGAAUAACGAGGCUCCAUGGAUUCCUCACAAACCUUGUUCCUUCUCCUUCCACCAAACGCAUGCAUUCCCUUCGUCAACAUCGACAUCAACCCAAACAAAACAACAAACCUAUUACUCCAUUUCGCAGCAGCAACAAUAACAUGAAGAAACCAGUGAAAUUGAAGGAGAAGAAGAAGAAGAAGAAUAACAAUUCGUCUUCUCCUAGAGAGUUUAUGAGGAACGUAAUUGGGAAAAUUUACAAAACGCUAAAGUUUUCAACUUGGGAAUCCGCUGAACAAGAGCUUAAUAAUCUCCCCGUAAAAUGGGACUCUUACACGGUGAACCAGGUUCUCAAAUCCCACCCUCCAAUGGAGAAAGCGUGGUUGUUCUUCAAUUGGGCUUCUGGGCUUAGAGGUUUCAAACAUGACCAAUACACUUACACUACAAUGCUCGAUAUUUUUGGAGAGGCUGGGAGAAUUUCUUCCAUGAAACACGUUUUCCACCAAAUGCAAGAGAAAGGGAUCAAGGUUGAUUCUGUGACCUACACUUCCAUGAUGCAUUGGCUUUCGAGUUCAGGGAAUGUGGAUGAGGCUGUGGAAAUGUGGGAACAAAUGAAGUCCAAGGGAUAUUACCCAACCGUUGUUUCUUACACUGCUUAUAUAAAGAUUCUGUUUGAUAAUCAAAGAGUGAAAGAGGCUACUGAUGUUUACAAGGAGAUGCUUCGAUCUGGCGUUGCUCCAAAUUGCCACACUUACACUAUUCUAAUGGAGUAUCUUAUUGGGUCUGGAAAAUGUAAAGAAGCCCUUGAGAUAUUUGAAAAGAUGCAAGAAGCUGGAGUGCAACCUGAUAAAGCUGCUUGCAAUAUUUUGAUUGAGAGGUGUUCUAAAGUUGGUGGGACUAUGUUCAUGACUCAAAUCCUUCAGUAUAUGAAAGAAAACCAUCUUGUUCUUCGUUACCCUGUUUUUGUGGAAGCAUUAGAAGCUUUAAAAAUUGUUGGGGAGAGUGAUACCCUUCUAAGGAAAGUCAAUCCUCAAUUUUAUAUGGACUGUAGCAUAAGGAAAAAGUCAAAUGAUAGUGUCACAGUUGCAGCAGAUUCUCCUCCUAAUAUAGAUAAAGAGCUUCUAUUUGUUCUCUUGAAAAAUAAAAAUGUUAUUGCUAUUGACCGUUUGCUUGAAGGGAUGAUGGAUAAGAAAAUAUCUUUAGAUUGUCAGGAUGUCUCAACCAUUAUUGAGGUAAAUUGUAGUAAUUGUCGACCCAAAGGUGCUUUGAUGGCUUUCCAGUACAGUGUGACAAUGGGAAUAAAUAUUGAGAGAGCAGGAUAUCUGUCCUUAUUAGGCUUGCUGAUUAGAUCAAACAUGUUUCCAAAACUAGUGGAAAUUGUCAAGGAAAUGACUAGAGCUGGGCAUUCUCUUGGAAUCUAUCUGGCUUCACUUUUGAUCUAUAGGCUUGGUUGUGCUAGGCAGCAAACUUUUGCCACGAAGAUUUUCAACCUAUUACCUGAUAACCUUAAAUGCACUGCCACCUAUACUGCUUUAAUUAGUGUUUACUUCUCCGUUAGAAGAGUUAAAAAGGCACUUGAACUUUACAAAAUCAUGUGCAGCAAAGGAUUUUGUCCUGUGUUAGGUACUUAUAAUGUACUAGUAGCUGGUUUGGAGAGAAAUGGUAGAUAUGCUGAAGCAGAACUUUAUAGGAGAGCAAAGAAGAACCUACAUGCUAAUAGUACUUCGCAGGAAAGUGUUGGCACAGAAGGAAAGAUUUGUGACCUUCUGUUUGCUGUGGAUGUAAUACUUUGAUUUGAUAUCAUUGGGAGUUUUGAUUGUUUAUUCAAGCCGAGGGCAUGUUGUGUAGUUGCUACUGGAGAGUGGAGAUAGGCUGGUUAAGCUGCAUGGCACCUGCUGAUUGUCUGCAAGAAAGAAUGGAUAUUUUGAUCCAAGAUCUAGUUCAUUAGAAAUGCCAACACUGUUGCGAAUCAUCUAUAUGUAUAUGCAAAUCUUGCAAACAAUGCUAUAAAUAUGAAACGAAUGAACUCCAGCACUAUGUUCUUCAAGGCAACCGCCAACCAUAUGAUGCAUAAAACAAGAACUUUGUGAAGUGUGUUCACACGCAGAUGGUCAUAAUCUUGUUGAACUACUCAAAGAUGGCCAGGAUUGGUGAUUGAGAAUGUGGGAUGACACCUAUAGACACAUACUGAAAUGUCCCUAUAUUAAGCAUAAUUGUUCUCUAAGACUGGAACGAUCUCUUCUCCUUCUUAAUCAUCUUUGGUGAUUUGGACACGGUCUAAUUCAAUGGGAAAUUUUUUGCUACGCUGGUGUCAAUUACAUGGCUGAGCAAGAUCGAAGUCUCAAAGUCCCCUUGAACUUUUCAUGGGAAAAUUAGGAUUUAUCUUUCUGACAUAGGUAAAAAUGUAGCGUGGUAUAGUUCUCUUUACCCACAUUGUCUUGGCGUGUCUGUAUGAUACUUAAAUGGUAUAUUUGGGUUCACAUUUGAAUUGGCAUAAAUCCAUGUUUAC